AUGAUAUAUCCUCUGAAAACCACUGGACGUCCGAGUUGCGAUUGGUGUCUGGUGCCCCACCGAAGAUUGAACACCUCUACCUGCCUGCAUAUGCAUCCUCCUUUAAAAUACAAUUACAUCGACCAGGCAGAAGAUCUCUUCGUCUAUCAGGCUGGCGGCUACCACCCCGUCGCCAUUGGCGAUCGAAUUCAUAACCAACGCUACCGCGUUCUCGUUGCCAUCAAGAUUGAGCUUGCAAGCUCGACAUCGAAUGAAGUCGCCACUCUUCUUGCCGUACAAGCUGACUCCGAGGGCAACGGCAGAGGGAUCCCUGCAGUGCUUGAUCACUUCGAGAUCACUGGUCCAAAUGGAACGCAUUCCUGCUACGUAAUGGUACCCGCAAUGUGCAGCCUGAGCGGUGCCAAAGAUGCUGGAAAAGAACGGGUCUUCUCCAUCGACGUGGCUCGUGCGCUGAGCACCCAGCUGCUCCAAGCAGUGGCUUGCGUACAUCAGCGGGGCUUUCUCCCAGAAUCAUUCUCUCAUCUUUCAGACCAAGAGCUGUAUGCAGAAUACGGCGAGCCAGUCCUGGAAGCGGUGACACGCAGUGAUGGAGAUCACAGUCCGCUCCCGCCUGGUAUCCCAGCACAAGUCGUAAUGCCUCUAUGGCUGGCAAGGCCGAGCGAAGGACUCUCUGUGAACGAGGCCAAGCUAUUGCUUUCGGAUUUUGGCGAAGCAUUCGCUCCAUCACAGGAGCGGCGUCUCAAUCAUAAUGCGCCAGCUGCAAGCCGACCACCGGAAUCUCGAUUCGCGCCUGAGCAACCUGUGAGCUUCGCAGCGGAUAUCUGGAUGCUUGCUUGUACUAUAUGGCAAAUUUGCGGCCAAAAGCCACUCUUUGAGGGCGCAUUUGCUACAGAUGAUAGCAUGACUCGACAGCAGGUGGAAGCUCUCGGAAAGUUACCUGCGUCCUGGUGGUUAAAGUGGGAAACGAGAGAUCAAUUCUACACCGAAGAUGGCACAGCGCUUUCCAGUUACCCACGAAGAAUGCUCUCUAUGCGUAUACAACAGCACAUGGUGAAGCCUCGGGCAGGCCGCAACAUGAAAUGCUUCGAUGACGACGAAUUGCAAGCGCUGGAGGCUUUGCUCCGCGCUAUGUUAGCAUUCCUUCCAGAAGAUCGCCCGACAAUUACCGAAGUCCUCGAGUCUGAUUUGGUGAAAAGGUGGGCACCUGGCCGAAGUGAUGUCCAUAGUCGGGCAUUGUAG
Dissoconium aciculare CBS 342.82 is the source of this 1239-nucleotide messenger RNA. RefSeq names its product kinase-like protein. Gene Ontology annotation, biological process: regulation of mRNA processing; spliceosomal complex assembly; protein phosphorylation. The record is from RefSeq and is a predicted model, not a curated record. Lineage: Eukaryota; Fungi; Ascomycota; Dothideomycetes; Mycosphaerellales; Dissoconiaceae. Gene Ontology annotation, molecular function: protein kinase activity; ATP binding. The transcript has 5 exons. The coding region runs from base 1 to 1239 and encodes 412 amino acids.